Limanda limanda (common dab) is the source of this 2617-nucleotide messenger RNA. RefSeq names its product F-box and leucine-rich repeat protein 15 (gene fbxl15). The record is from RefSeq and is a predicted model, not a curated record. Lineage: Eukaryota; Metazoa; Chordata; Actinopteri; Pleuronectiformes; Pleuronectidae. Bases 103 to 981 code for a protein of 292 amino acids. Gene Ontology annotation, molecular function: protein binding. The transcript has 5 exons.
ACCUCAACCGGUCGGAAGAUGCUAAAGAUAAACACGUUGUUUUUGUGCUCGCCUGAAGAACAACACACGUUGAAAAACGGUGUCUAACGCCUCGGACUCACAAUGAGUGAAGAAGCCACGAUACGGACAUGUCAGCUCCUGGAUCUGCCCUGGGAAGACGUCCUGGUCCCUCACAUCCUGUGCUACUUGCCCCUGCAGCAUGUGGUGAGUCUGCAGCGGGUGAGCAAGCAGUUCCACAGCCUCGUCCAGGUCUACCUGUCCAACUGCAGGACAUUCGACCCGUCCCCGAUUGGACAAAGCAUUCCCAAGGAAGCGUUUUGCUCCAUGUUAAAGGACAGCAAGGUUCUCCUGAGGCUGUCGCUUCAGAACUGCUCCGACUGGGUGACGGACCAGGAGCUGCUGCCGGUCAUCGGCCAGAACCAGCAUCUGCAGCGAGUGGAAAUGAGCGGCUGCGUUUGGCUCACCCGCCACUCCCUGGUGGCCGUGUCGCUGAGCUGCGCCCACCUGCAGCACCUCGGCCUGGCGCACUGCGAGUGGGUGGAUAGCCUGUCCCUGCGCAGCCUGGCCGACCACUGCGGGGGGCUGCAGUCCAUCGACGUCACCGCCUGCCGCCAGCUCAAGGACGACGCCAUCUGCUACCUGGCCAAGAAGUGCUUGAAGUUGAGGUCUCUGUCUUUGGCAGUCAACGCCAACGUCACUGACGAGUCGGUGGAGGAGGUGGCCAAGAACUGCAGGGGUCUGGAGCAGCUGGACCUGACGGGUUGCCUGAGGGUCAGAAACGAGUCCAUCAGGACCGUUGCGGAGUAUUGCCCAAAGCUCCAGUCCCUGAAGGUGAAUCACUGCCACAAUGUGACAGAGUCGAGCCUCGAUCCUCUACGGAAGCGCAACGUUGUGAUAGAUGUGGAGCCGCCAUUACAGAGGGCUCUGGUGCUUCUUCAGGACGUGCUGGGGUUCGCUCCUUUUAUCAAUCUCCAGAUAUAACCAAAGGGUCAUGAAUCUGCACGACACAGGUGUCUUCAUAUCAGCAGUCACACGCUCAUGAGCUGCUGUGAGACAAUCCGAAAAAAAUCCUGAAUGUGUUGCACUCAAUAUGAGAUACGUAUUCAAGAUGGUACUGAAAAUGCUUAAAUGACUGAAGAAAGCCAUUUAACAUUUUAAAGAAUUGCUGCCUCAUGUCCAAAAUAUGUCACAGCACUUUUUUGGGGGUGUUAUAAUCUGGGUUUUUAAAAAAAAGCAAUUCCGACCAAAGUGCAGUGAGUGUGUUGUAUUGUUUGUACCUUGUGUACAUGAUAUUGUGAGAGAGGAAAAAAGAAGCCGUAAAAGUUAUGUUUAAUUUAGAAACAUUUAAAACAUGUUUGAGUUGAAUUAAACGUCUCAUUUUGCAUGUUAAGUGUCCAUUUAAAGGAAAAGUUCACCCAAUGUUUAGCUUUUUCCCACUUACCACCAGCUCUGUUCAGCCUUUGUUUUGUAUUCACCCCGUUUUUUUUUUAUUAUCUUCCUGUCUGAUACCUCUGCCUGCCAUCACAACACAGUGAAGGCGCUUUGUUUGUUGUGUAGAUCAUGUGUCUUCCAGGAAGAAUGUCUCCUCAGGAUCAUCAUCAGACCUCAUUGUUUACAGUGCUUAAAUGUUUCCUGAUGAAAACUGUUUUAAGCAACAGUUAUUACACUUCAAUCAAGUCUUAAUGGCUAAAUGAUGCUGGGGUAACUGGGAAUGUUUUGUUUUGUUUUGUGUGAUGCGACCCUUUAAUCUAGAUUAGCAACCUAAAUGGCAUUGUGUGGAGAGAGUAUCUCCACCAAGGCCCAACAGUCCCUGUAUGAAACCACAAUUAAAUACACUACAACCAGAUUCUUAUUUGGGUCUGCACCAAAUUGCAAACCCUUAUAAAUGUAUCAUUCCCCUUAACAUGACUUUUUAUCAAUAUCCAUUAAUUGUUCCAGGAGAAAUUCAAGAAAAUGUAGAGAACUGUUAUAAAAAGUUUAAAAUAAUUGUAUAUAAUGGUUUAAUUUUGUCGUGCACUCAUUGCUGGUUGUACAUCAAAUUGCCCUUGAAGGAUAAUAAAGAUUUUCUUUUAUGGACAACAGAGGAACCCAGCAGCCAGCAUGGGGCAGCGUCAGGACAUCACAUGGAAACAAGCAGCAGCAGACUGCUUUUUAAAAAAAUAAAAAAUAAAUAAAUGCAAAAUAAAUUUUCACCAUUUUUCAAAUUUUCCUGGUAAGAAUUUGAGCAUGUUAAAGCCCUCAAAAAGCCAAUUCAUUUGCCUAAAUAAUAAUAAUAAUAAUCCUUACAAUUUCAAUAGGGCCUCACUGUCUGUCAGUCCACCAAAAUCUUCCUCCUUACAUCAAGCCUUACCCCUCCAAAAAAUGUGAUGGAAAUCAGUAAAGUAGUUUUCCAUAAUCCUGCCAACAAACAAUCAAACAGACAUACGGAUAAAAGCAUCCUUGACGUAGGUGAUAAAUGCAUAGAACAUGUUUGAAAUAAGUAUAGGGGUUUAUUAUGACUGUUUUCCUUUUAAGCCUUUGAAAUUACUUUUGUACAAAGCAACUGUGUUGAAAUGUUUCCCUGUAACAAAAUGUAUGAUUUAUACAAACAAAUAUUAAAUUAUAAAAUACAACACCA